CAGGUGGCGGUGUGACGUUGCAAAGCCAAUGCUGAAGCGGUUUGUUUUUUAUAGCUGGUAGCCGUUAGCAUUUGAAGCUUCUGUGAAAGAUGCUCGUGUCUGUCAUGAUGGCUGAACUUGAUGAAAAUCUGCUGCUGCAGUUCGAAACUCAGGAGCUGGAGGCUCCUGGUGGCAUUGCAACGCCUCAGGUGUAUUCACAGUUACUCGUCCUCUAUCUCCUGCAUGACAUGAACAAUGCCAGAUAUCUUUGGAAACGGAUACCCCAAGCAAUCAAGACAGCAAACCCAGAGUUAUCAGCUAUUUGGGCAGUAGGACAGUGUAUCUGGCAGCGAGACUUUCCAGGGAUCUACACUGCUAUUGCUGCUUACCAGUGGUCUGAAAACAUUCUUCCUGUGAUGGAAGCCUUACAAGAGUCCACCCGUAGGAGGGCAUAUGGGCUAGUAGCCCAAGCUUACACCUCAAUCAGUGCAGAUGACUUUGCUGCCUUUGUGGGAUACUCUGUAGAAGAGGCGGUGAAAGGUGUAGUCAGCCAUGGGUGGCAGGCAGAUCCCAACACCAGGAUGAUCAUGCCACAGAAACCAGAUCCGCCCCCGGUCUCACUGGUUCCAAACGAACAACAGCUGGCCAGACUUACCGACUACGUGGCUUUUCUUGAAAAUUGAUAAGCACUCCACGCUCUCCUAUCCUCUUCCCCACCACCUCUCAGAUACUCGGGUUUAUGGAAGGAAGCCGCCGCCUCCUAUCGUCUGGUGUCCAGGACUCUGUCACACAGUGAUGGAACCUCCAUGUCUCUCUUUUCUCUUUUGCUUUUUGAACUCAUUUUCCAUAAUGAUAUAGGACAAGAUUUCCAAAUAGUUUUUACUUUUACAAAUUUGAUGUCCACUAUGGAGUGUGACACUUGUCAAAACUGUAAAUUAUUAUUUUUCAUCAUAAAUACUUCACUAUAUCCACAUGUUGUAUGGGCCUUAUGUUUAUGAGAGCUGUUUGUGUUGUUUUAAUAUUACAGGUUAACAUUUGCUUGUUCUGCAACACUUAUUUUUAUCCUUGAAUUUUGUACCUAAAAAAAAAAAUCAAUAUAUUUUGCAUCGUUGGAGCAAAUCAUAAAGAUUUAGUCUUCCUUGAUGUGGAACAUCAAAGAGUAAGAGAAUGUCUUUCCCUCAGCAAUCAAAUGAAUCACCACAGUUGUCCAUGCUUGAUUAUAAUUUGAUCAACUCAUUUCAGACUCAGAACUUCUUACUGGAUGCUAUAUAUCAUUUGAAACAUCUGUUACAAUUUGGAGGCCCCGUUUACAUAAUCUGGAGCCACGAUCUUUUUGUAAUUUUAAAUGUAAACAAAUGUAUCUUGCAUUAUUGCGGUGAACAAAUGUUUUUGUUCAUUUUUAACCACUUUAAAUUGUUUUGCUUCUUGAUGUUUACUUAAAGAUAUUCUUUACAUCAUCAGAGUGAAAAAUGAGACUGUAUUUAAGCACAUUUUGAUCAUUGAUAAAGCUUAACUUCAAGAGCAAUUAAAGGGAUAGUUGACUCCAAAAUGAAAAUUCUAUAUAUAGAAGGAAAUUUCAGCUCUGUAGGUCCAUACAAUGCAAGUGAAUGGUGACCAGACCUUUCAAUCUCCAAAAAUCACAUAAAGGCAGCAUAAAAGUAAUCUACAAGACUCCAGUGGGUAAAUCCAUGUCUUCAGAAGCAUUAUAAUAGGUAUGGGUGAGAAACAAAUCUAUAUACAAGUCCUUUUUUACUAUAAAUCUCCACUUUCACAUUCUGAAAGUGAUGGUGAAAGUGGAGAUUUAUAGUAAAAAAACUAUUUAAAUAUUGAUCUGUUUUCCACCCCUAGUGAUUGCAUUGCUUCAUAAGAUGUACAGUAUAUUUAAUUUAUUUCUUUUUUAUUUUCUCACCAAUAUGGAAUUCCCAAUGCUCUCUAAGUCCUCAUGGUGGCGUAGUGACUCGCCUCAAUCCGGGUGGCGGAGGACUAAUGUCAGUUGCCUCCACGACUGAGACCGUCAAUCCAUGCAUUUUAUCACGUGGCUUGUUGAGCUUGUUACUGUGGAGACAUGGCGCAUGUGGAGGCUUCACGCUGUUCUCCGCGGCAUCCACACACAACUCACUACAUGUCCCACCGAGAGCGAGAACCACAUUAUAGCAACCACGAGGAGGUUACCCCAUGUGACUCUACCCUCCCCAAAAGCAGGCCAAUUUGGAAACAAUGGAGUUGUAUGGAUUACUAGAAAAUACAAAGUCUUUGUUACUGUUGAUUGGUUUAUAUGCACAUCUUACAUGGCAUGUUCUCUUCUAUUGACUUUUUGAAAUAGCACCAAUAUUAUCUUAUUUUUAACAUAGUGGAUGCUUUUUUAAUAUUACAGAACAAUAUUAAACUUGUGUCCCACCCAAAGGAAUAAUGGUGAGAGACAGGGCAAGAUCUCAGGAACUCUGUAAUUCAUUAUUUCCCUAGAUGAAAUUCAAAACCGCAUCAUCCAGCAGCUUUGAGCCUUAAACAUUAUUCUACUACUAGGGUAUUUUAUUUCUCAAAAUCUGAACUUAAGCUUUGCUUUUGACUUCCAGCAUGAUCCUUUACGCUAUAAUAACACAACUAAACAUAUUAGUGAAAUAUUGAAAAAUAUCUCUUUUGAUUCUGUAUGGAUUUCCUUUGGAUGUUAUUACACUGUGACUGGUAUUGGCAGUGUUUCUUUGUGUAAACUGAAACCUGGCAGUCCUGAGAUGAAUGUAGCCAUAUGGCCGCCACACUAGUCCAGCAUGGGCAAAAUGAUACUACUAAAACUAGGGACCUUGUUUUUAUUGUCUUUUGGCCUUGCCUAAUUUUUUUAAUAUACGUAUUUAAAAUAAGUACAUUUUUUGCUGUUCGAGCAAAAUAAUCUAUAUUGCAUACAACUUCAAAAGGAGUUUUUAUGUCUAAUGUGAUCUGUCGAUGGUCUGAGAUCACUAAUGAGCA
Molecule: messenger RNA, 2940 nt
Organism: Xyrauchen texanus (razorback sucker)
Lineage: Eukaryota; Metazoa; Chordata; Actinopteri; Cypriniformes; Catostomidae
Product: COP9 signalosome complex subunit 8-like
Exons: 7
Coding region: 90-662 (190 amino acids)
Biological process (GO): protein deneddylation; COP9 signalosome assembly
Cellular component (GO): COP9 signalosome
Source: RefSeq, a predicted model, not a curated record